Bufo bufo (common toad) is the source of this 2610-nucleotide messenger RNA. Its product is annotated as extracellular calcium-sensing receptor-like. Gene Ontology annotation, cellular component: membrane. The transcript has 6 exons. Gene Ontology annotation, molecular function: G protein-coupled receptor activity. Gene Ontology annotation, biological process: G protein-coupled receptor signaling pathway. The record is from RefSeq and is a predicted model, not a curated record. Bases 1 to 2610 code for a protein of 869 amino acids. NCBI's taxonomy places the organism in Eukaryota, Metazoa, Chordata, Amphibia, Anura, Bufonidae.
AUGCCGGACACAUGUUUAGCAGUGUGGGUCCUGGUUUUCUCCUGUUUCAUUCCAGCUUUCCUCUCUGACAAGCUAAAAGACGCAACCUGCAGACUACACUCCUCAGAUCUACAUGGAAGCACACUACCUGGAGACACAAUGAUUGGACUUAUCAUCCCACUCCAUCUAGACAAGACCUAUAAACAGGUUUCUUUUACUGAGAAGCCACCUAAGACCGUAUGUACUAUGUUCCAACUAGAAAAUUACCAGAUGCUUCAGACCACAGUGUUUGCCUUGGAGCAAAUCAACAAUGACCCCAACCUUCUACCUAACAUGACUUUAGGACUACAAGUGUACGAUUCUUGCGAUGCACCUCACCUAGAUUUACAAGGAACAUUGCAAAUGUUGACCGGUGUUGACUGGGCCAUACCUAACUACCGAUGUCUUCCAAAGUCUACAUUGACUGCAGUUUUGGGAGCUUCUCACUCAACCCAUUCAAUAGCGAUGGCUCAUAUUCUGGGGCUCACCAGACACCCACAGAUCAGCCAAUUUUCCACCAGUCCUCUACUGAGUGAUCGAACAAAAUUUCCUUCCUUCUUCAGGAUUGUUCCAAGUGAUACUUUCCAGUCUCACGGGCUUGCUCGUCUUGUAUUAUAUUACGGGUGGUCUUGGGUGGGACUGUUAUCUGCAGACAAUGAUUAUGGUCAGUAUGGGAUUCAGCUAGUCAAGCAAGAACUAAUAAAGGCUGGUGCUUGUGUGGAGUACAUUGAGAAUAUUCUAAUGAGUCGACCAGAUCGUAAUGCUCCACACAUAGUUAAAGUCAUUAAGAGGUCAACAGCCAAAGUUGUGGUGGUUUUUUGUAAUGACGUUGAUUUUAUGCCUAUUUUAAAUGAAUGGUUAAAGCAGAAUGUCUCAAAGAAGAUUUUCAUUGCCAGUGAUGCAUGGUCUACAACCAACAUAUUUUCUAUUGAGAAAUUUUCUGAACUUCUCUAUGGCACCAUUGGCUUUGCCUUUUCUAGCGGAACACUUCCUGGUUUGAAGGAAUUUCUCAACAAGGUUCAACCAUUUGUAUCUUUUGGGGGAGAAUGGACAAAGAUAUUUUGGGAGCAUACUUUUAACUGUACGUAUGUCCAUGACAGAGAUAACAAAACUUCACAAUCACAGCCUGACCUGAUAGUAAAACAAUGCACCGGGACUGAAAACUUACAAAACACACAGAACAGCUACACUGACGUGUCCAGCUUAAGACCUUCGUAUAAUGCCUAUACUGCAGUGCAUGUGGUAGUAAACGCUUUGGAGGACCUUAGAAGGUGUCAAGAGGGGAAUGGUCCAUUUUCAAUGUCAAGUUGUGCAAAUAAACAGAAGCUGAUGCCUUGGCAGCUCUUACACUAUAUGAAAAGGGUAAAAUUCAGACUCAACAGUGGCAGAGAACUGCAUUUUGAUGAAAAUGGAGAUCCUCACGCAGUUUAUGACAUAGUGAACUGGAAACUGACAGCAGAAGGUGUCUUAUACCAGGCAAAGGUCGGAAGCUAUGACACAGUGUCUUCCUCUGGAGAAAUAUUUGCCAUUAACACAAGUUCUAUCCUUUGGGCUAUAGAAGAUCAUCAGGUCUCACGUUGUAGUGAAAGUUGUCUACCUGGCUUCAGGAAAGCUGCUAGGGGAGGACAACCCAUCUGCUGCUAUGAAUGUGUCCCCUGUCCUCCUGGAGAGAUCUCCAAUCAGACAGAUUCUGUUGUUUGCUUCAAGUGUCCAACGGAUGAGUGGCCAAAUUCAGAAAACUCUCAAUGUCUGCUGAAAACCAUAGAAUAUCUUUCAUAUGAAGAUUCACUGGGAACAACACUUACUGCUAUGAGUCUUGGGUCUUUCUUAGUCCCUAUUUCGAUUAUGAAGUUGUUUAUAAGACACAAAAAAUCCCCUCUAGUCAAAGCCAAUAAUUACUACAUAAGUUGUCUUCUCUUGAUAUCUCUAUCCAUGUGCUUCCUUUGCCCUCUGAUGUUUAUUGGCUAUCCAAAGCCUGAGACAUGUCUCCUCCAACAGGUGACAUUUGGUAUGACUUUUGCUCUUUGCAUCUCUUGUGUCUUGGCCAAAACUCUCAUUGUGAUCUUUGCUUUUAUGGCCACCAAGCCAGAUUUGUGGAAAUGGACCAACCCCAUGGUCUCAUAUUUGGUUAUUUUUAAAGGGUCUUUUUUACAACUGAUUUUAUGUAUUGCUUGGCUGUCUCUUACUCCUCCAUUUCUUCAACGUAAUACACAGUCAAAAACUGCAACAAUUAUUAUAGAAUGUAAUGAGGGUUCAUCUAUUGCCUUCUGGACCAUGUUGGGUUAUCUCUUUCUUCUGGCCACCAUUAGUUUCAUUGUAGCCUUCCUGGCUCGGAGACUUCCCAACAGCUUCAAUGAAGCCCAGUACAUUACAUUCAGCAUGUUAGCCUUCAUCAGUGUCUGGGUGUCUUAUAUCCCAGCCUCCCUCAGUGCUCAGGGCAAAUACAUAGUGACUAUGGAGAUAUUUGCCAUCUGUGCCUCCAGUUGGGCUUUGGUCAUCUGUAUGUUUUUUCCUAAAUGUGUCAUCAUAUUGUUCAGACCUGAGAUGAACGUCAGAGAAUUUCUUGUGAGAAGUUCUAUUUUAAAGAAAUAA